AUGAGCUCACCGAAAAAGGAUAACGAUGAACCGUCUUUGAGUACGGAAGAGCCGCACUGCGUCUCUAGUGGAGAUAUCGACGCCGGCGCGACGCGCGAGAAACAAGUCUCGAAACGAAGACUUUCGAGUACUGUAAUUGAAAUAUCGGACACGGACAGCGAUGACUCGGACGUGUGCGCCGUUAACUCGUAUCAGGCCUCGGCUGACGAAGUCAAGCGGAUUCGUAAAGAUUACACAUCAUCAUCGUCGUCGUCAGAUUAUAGCUCAGACUCAGAUUCUCCCUGGGAGGACGACUCAAUUGUGAUUAAGGAUAAGUUUGAAACCAAAGCUAAGAAGUCUCAUCUGAAUCCUAGAGCCAAUAGAAUGGAUGAUCCUCAGUUCAAUCCAGCUAUAAAGUCAGAACAGCUGAUAGAAAGACUAACCAGUCAUUGGAAUGAGGAGAAAGAUCACUCGAGUGAAGAAGUGACCCUGACCUGUAAACCUUUUAAAGUAUGUCAUCUGCAUAAUUUCCUGGCUAAUCCUGAAAUCAUAAAUAAUAUUGUUGACGAUAUGAACACAUUAGACUGGACUAGAAAAAAGAUGGAUCUCUAUGAAUUUCACCAGACCACAGACCUUGCUAACCUUACUUGGCAGAGGAGUAUUAGAGGCAUCUAUGAAUUAUUAAAGACUGAACUAAAAAGCUGGGUGUCACAAGUGACAGGCUUGGAACUGCAGCGCGUGUCGGCGGCAUGUUCAUUGUAUGGGCCAGGAGAUCACUUACUGAUACAUGACGAUAAGCUGUCAGACAGACGCGUCGCUUUCAUUCUGUACCUGGCCCCCUGGCAUCCGCCUCGGCUGCCUCCGAGGAUUCACAACGGCAAUAAAGAUACGACACACCAUAGUGUGGAAAAGUGGUGCGGGUGGUCGGAAGAGAUGGGUGGCGCUCUAGAGCUGUUUGCGCGGGACGAGAACGGUGAACCAACAGACGUAGCACGACGGAUUUACCCCUCAAACAACAGCCUCGCAUUCUUUCAAGUCGGCAAGGAGUCCUACCAUCAGGUAGGCGAAGUGCUCUCUAUGGAGUUGCCGAGACUCUCGAUAAAUGGAUGGUUUCAUGGGCCCGCACCGACGCCUGAGACGCCAUCGGCUGAGGAAAUCAUCAAGCACAAACCACACGCGCAAGUGGUGGUGGUCCAGCAGUGGUUGGAAAGCUCGUAUAUGUCGACGCGGGUGCGCACGCAGAUCUUAGCGCAGAUGGAGCGCGCCAGCGAGGUGUGCCUGCGCGACGUGCUUCAACCGGAGCGCGUGCGGGCGCUUUUUGAAGCGCUCGAGUCGCCCGACGUAGAGUGGGAGGCGUGUGCGGGCAGACACCGGCGGAGGUACGUGCGCGCGUCCGAGGCGUGGCUGGCCCGCGACCACGAGGCGCGAGAGCUGGUGCGUCUCCUGAGCAGCGCAGCAUUCGCACGCGUGCUCACCGAUUGCACGGAUCUCACCAUCGCCACCUAUUCGCGGCUCGAACUCCAGCGCUGGACGCGUGGCGACUACACGCUGCUGCCGGCGCGCGAGCAGUACCAGGAGGCCAGACUGGAGGCGGUCUUGUACUUGGGAGUGCCGACGCACCCCAUAUGCGGAGGACAGACGGUAUACGUGGCGCCGGAGGAGCGCGACGUGGGCGAAGCGCUCGUCACGGUCCCUCCGGUGCACAACGCUCUUAGCCUUGUGUACUGCGACGCGGGUGCCGCCUCUUUCACUAAGUACCUCAGCAAACUGACUAUGAACUCGCACGAACACUUCUAUGUGGUCACCUGUUCGUACGCGGAGUGA
Leptosia nina is the source of this 1803-nucleotide messenger RNA. The record is from the annotation of a GenBank genome assembly. Lineage: Eukaryota; Metazoa; Arthropoda; Insecta; Lepidoptera; Pieridae.